Callorhinus ursinus (northern fur seal) is the source of this 1166-nucleotide messenger RNA. The record is from RefSeq and is a predicted model, not a curated record. NCBI's taxonomy places the organism in Eukaryota, Metazoa, Chordata, Mammalia, Carnivora, Otariidae.
CCUGAACCCUCUCUUUUCUGCAAUUCAAGGGAAAGACGAGAUCUUCUUGCACAAGGUACCCUGCGUUUGCCCUCCACCAGGGAAAGCAGGCAUGGAGCUUCUCCGGCUGCUUAUCCUGCUCGCCGUCACAGAGCUGUCCGGAGCCCACAACACGACGGUGUUCCAGGGCAUGGCAGGCCAGUCCCUGCAGGUCUCCUGCCCCUACAACUCCUUGAAGCACUGGGGAAGACGCAAAGCCUGGUGCCGCCAGCUGGAUGAAGGGGGCCCGUGCCAGCGGGUCGUUAGCACCCACCGCUCAUGGAUUCUGUCCUUCCUAACGAGGCGGAAUGGGAGCACGGCCAUUGUGGAUGACGCCCUGGGUGGCACUCUCACUAUCACGCUGCGGAAUCUUCAAGCCCACGAUGCUGGCCUCUACCAGUGCCAGAGUCUGUACCGGGAUGAGGCCGACACCCUCAGGAAGGUCCUGGUGGAGGUGCUGGCUGGCUUGCCAGGCAGCGGGGUCCUCCCCACCCCUGACCUUGGCACAGGGAAGCCCUUCAGGGAAGACUUCUGCCUGUGUCUCCAGACCACCGUGUGUCCCCAUGGAGAAGAAAUCUGGGGCCAGCUGCCUCGAGGAGGGACUAGAAGCUCACAGGCUCUGUCUCCCACAGACCCCCUUGAUCACCUGGACCCUGGAGAUCUCUGGAUCCCCGAAGAGUCCAAAGGCUUCAAGGACAUCCAUGUGGAGCCCAGCAUCUCCAGGAGUCUCUCCAAAGAGGACAUGCCCUUCCCACCCACUUCGAUCCUUUUCCUCCUGGCCUGCAUCUUUCUCAGCAAGUUUCUAGCAGCCGGUGCCCUUUGGGCUGUGGCCUGGCGUGGGCAGAAACUGGGGACACCCCUGGCCAGUGAGCCGCACUGUGGCCACGACCCAGGUUACCAGCUCCAGACCCUAACAGAUAUUUUUUGUGCCAGAUACCAUUCUAGGUGCCGGAGACACAACAGUGAACAAAACGGGCCAAGAUUCCUGCCCACACAGAGCCACGAACUAGUGGGAGGGGAGGAAGACAGACACAAUAAACGUCAGCCAGAUGGUGUGUUAAAAGAUAAAGAGCUGAGGGGGAGCCUGGGUGGCUCAGUCGGUUAGGCAUCUGCCUUCAGCUCAGGCCAUGAUCCCAGGGUCCUGGGAU